UAUCACCAAAUAGAUAGUAUCCGAUCGUAGAGCAGUCCUCACUCUCGUUAACCAAGUAGCACCACGGUUUCGGAGUAGAUGUUCGCGUAAAAGACAAGUAUCCUUCCGUUAAUUUAUAGUGUAUCCCUUUAAGUAGAUUUCUUUCCAAUAAAACAAUGUCAGAUAAUAUCCAAGAUGUUAUAUCGCAUCUGCAACGGUUCUCGUGGCCUGACUAUCUCGUAUUCGUAUCUAUGCUUCUACUAUGCAUUUUUAUCGGUAUCUAUUUCGGAUUUAUGCAAAAAACCAUUUCCGAAUCGGAUUACUUAAUGGGCGGUCGAAAUAUGAUGGUGUUUCCGAUCGCGUUGUCCCUGGUGGCUAGUUUCAUAUCCGGAAUAACGCUGCUUGGAUUACCCACUGAAGUUUACUCGUAUGGAAUACAAUAUGUUUAUGUUUCGGGUGGUGUUAUCCUGAUGGGAUUUGUGAUGGGUUUGGUCUACCUCCCAGUCUUCCAUGAUCUGUGUAUUACUUCGACGUAUGAGUAUUUAGAAAAUAGGUUUGAUCGAAGGUUACGUAUGUUUGGUUCAAUCAUGUUCGUUAUAAUGAAUGUAGGAUAUCUGCCAAUUGUUAUCUAUGUACCGGCAUUAGCUUUUAAUCAAGUUACUGGAAUGAACAUUCAUGUGAUCACUCCAAUCGUAUGCAUAGUUUGUGUAUUUUAUACAUGCGUGGGUGGCUUAAAAGCCGUCGUAUGGACCGAUGUCGUACAAACGUUUUCCAUGUUCGGAGCCUUAGUGCUGGUUGCAAUUAAGGGAAGCAUCAAUUUGGGUGGCCCAAGAGUAGUCUUCGAAGAUGCUUGGAAUACCGACCGUAUAGAAGGACCAGAGUUUGAUAUAAAUCCUACAAUUCGACAUACGAUCUGGUCCCAAGUAAUUGGCGGUUUCUUUUAUUGGCUACAAACAAAUGCUGUGAGUCAAAAUAUGAUUCAGCGGUAUUUAGCGCUGCCUACACUCAGGGCUGGGAGACAAGCUCUAUGGAUAUUUGUUUUGGGUGUUAUCGUUCUUAUGUUUCUUUGCAGUUACAAUGGAUUGCUUAUUUAUGCUACUUAUAAGCAUUGCGAUCCACUAACCACAAAGCUUGCCAAGGCACGGGAUCAAUUGCUACCUCUUUUCGUAAUGGAUAUUCUUAAAGACUUACCUGGCCUCUCCGGGCUAUUCAUCGCGGGAGUCUUCAGUGCAGCAUUAAGUUCGCUAUCGACAUGUCUUAACUCAAUGUCAGCCGUCGUUCUGGAAGAUUUCUUCAAACCAUUCACUAAAAAACCUCUGAGCACACGAGCCGUCGAUUGGAUCAUGAGAACCGUCGUAGUCGGUGUAGGUGUACUAUGCGUGGCACUCGUUUAUGUUGUCGAAAAAAUGGGGACCGUACUUCAGUUAACGAUGAGUCUGGAAGCAAUAACAAAUGGACCACUUCUAGGGAUUUUCUCAAUAGGUAUUCUCUUACCUUGGAUCAAUGGUAAUGCCGCUUUGUGUGGAGGCGUGGUCGGAGUUUUCGUCAUGUCUUGGAUCAGUUUGCAUGCGCAGUGGGCAAUCGCAUCGGGCUCGUUGAAAUUCGAACAUAAACUGACAUCUAUUGACCAAUGUGAUUAUCAGUUUGAGAAUCCUUUAAUUGCUGCAAGUAAUACUACAUCGAGUGAGACGCACGAAAGUGCCUUUGGAUUGUAUCGAAUAUCGUACAUGUGGUACACAUUCGUUGGGGCAUUUGUGACAGUGGCCGUGGCUUCCCUAUGUACAUGGAUAUGGGGUGGAAAUGACCCCGCAAGUGUAGAUCCCAAACUUUUAACGCCUUACAUAAGAAACAAAUUUCAUCGCACUGAAAAAUCAAAGGAUUGCCAACUAAAUAGGGCUCCGGUUCAGGAAAAUGAAUCUGCACUAUAAAAAAAAACGCUCUUUUUUUGUAAGAUUUACUUUUUCUCUCAAAGAUAUAUUUAUCAGAUGCUUUAGAUAUUUUUGUAAACAUUCAUUUUUACUUAUAACUAAGCUACAAGUUUGCACACCAACUGAACAACAAUAAAAUAAAAAAAAAAAUCUCACUUUA
Molecule: messenger RNA, 2067 nt
Organism: Hermetia illucens (black soldier fly)
Lineage: Eukaryota; Metazoa; Arthropoda; Insecta; Diptera; Stratiomyidae
Gene: bumpel
Product: sodium-coupled monocarboxylate transporter 1
Exons: 11
Coding region: 156-1907 (583 amino acids)
Biological process (GO): transmembrane transport; sodium ion transport
Cellular component (GO): membrane
Molecular function (GO): symporter activity
Source: RefSeq, a predicted model, not a curated record